Coregonus clupeaformis (lake whitefish) is the source of this 5041-nucleotide messenger RNA. RefSeq names its product monoacylglycerol lipase ABHD2. Gene Ontology annotation, biological process: medium-chain fatty acid biosynthetic process; acylglycerol catabolic process; sperm capacitation. Gene Ontology annotation, molecular function: acetylesterase activity; monoacylglycerol lipase activity. Gene Ontology annotation, cellular component: sperm plasma membrane; sperm flagellum. NCBI's taxonomy places the organism in Eukaryota, Metazoa, Chordata, Actinopteri, Salmoniformes, Salmonidae. The record is from RefSeq and is a predicted model, not a curated record. The coding region runs from base 308 to 1612 and encodes 434 amino acids. The transcript has 11 exons.
CUGAUGUAAUUGAUUCUUAUCAGAAAGUGUUCUCUCUGAUUGGAGAGGGCAGCAAGUCCGUGCUCUAUGGGGAAUUCCAUUUGGAGCAGUGGAGGACAGCGGGGAUCACUGUUAGUAAUGGGGCUGUUAGGAUUGAUCACUGCGCAUUCUCUUGUUAACCAAGGCGACAAAUGAACUGGAACACAUCCAUCACAAAUGACUGGUUUGAGAUUUGACCACAUCACUUUGACUCUGUCGCCGCACAAAUAAAGGCAGUUGGACGGAGUGGAUCAUCUUUUUAUUGGAGUUGAAACCUACGUUAGGCACCAUGGCCACCCAAGACUCAGUCUACUCUGACUACACCAUCGUCGCCCCGGAGAUGCCGGCCAUGUUCGACGGCAUGAAGCUGGCGGCGGUCGCCACGGUGCUGUACGUCAUCGUCCGCUGCCUGAACCUCAAGAGUCCCACUGCUGCUCCUGACAUCACCUACCAGGACACGCCCCUCAACCGCUUCCUGCUCAAGUCCUGCCCCAUCCUGACCAAAGAGUACAUUCCGCCCCUGCUGUGGGGUAAAAGUGGCCACCUACAGACAGCACUGUAUGGCAAGAUGGGGCGGGUGAGCUCCCCUCACCCCAUAGGCCUCAGGAAGUACUUACCCAUGCAGGACGGGGCCACUGCCACCUUUGACCUCUUCGAGCCCAUGGGGGACCACCGGACAGGAGAUGAUGUCACCAUGGUAAUAUGCCCGGGGAUCGGUAACCAUAGCGAGAAACACUACAUUCGCACCUUUGUGGGUCACUCUCAGAAGGAGGGUUACAGGUGUGCCGUGCUCAAUCACCUGGGCGCUCUGCCCAACAUCGAGCUCACCUCGCCUCGCAUGUUCACCUACGGUUGCACGUGGGAGUUUGCGUCCAUGGUUGGCUACAUCAAGAAGACGUUCCCUCACACCCACCUCAUAGUGGUGGGCUUUAGCCUGGGAGGCAACAUCGUGUGCAAGUUCCUGGGAGAGAACCGGACCAAUCAGGAGAGAGUGCUGUGCUGCGUCAGCGUCUGCCAGGGAUACAGCGCACUCAGGGCCCAGGAGACAUUCCUACAGUGGGACCAGUGCAGACGCUUCUACAACUUCCUCAUGGCCGACAACAUGAAGAAGAUCAUCCUCUCACACAGGGGCAGUCUGUUUGGAAGUGCGACGAAGAUGGAGGACUCAGACCUGAGUCGGCUCUACACGGCCACCUCCCUCAUGCAGAUCGAUGAAACCAUCAUGAGGAAAUUCCACGGGCACAACUCCCUCAAAGAAUACUACGAGAAGGAGAGCUGUGUACAUUAUAUUCACAAUGUUGACGUGCCACUACUGCUGGUGAACUCUGCAGACGAUCCUCUGGUGCACGGGUCUCUGCUCACCAUCCCUCGCACACUGGCAGAGAAGAAGCAGAAUGUCAUCUUCGCCCUGACGCUGCACGGGGGCCACCUGGGCUUCUUUGAGGGGGCCGUGCUUGUCCCCCAGCCCCUCACUUGGAUGGACAAGGUGAUCGUGGGCUACGCCAACGCCAUGUGCCAGUGGGAGAAACAGAAACCGCCGUGCCAAAAAAGCGGAAACCUGAGUACACCCUGCCCUGAGGAGAAGGCAGCGUAAACUUUAACCUCCUGAACUCCUCUCUUGCUCACCUCAGACCCCCCUCCCCACUCACUGAGGAGAAACUUUAACCAAACUUGAACUACUACUCUCUCUCUCCUCUCACCCCUCUUCUCGGGCUACUGUCUCAACCCUCCUCCUCUGCCUCCCUGGUACCCCUGUUCCCUCAGCCUCUGCUCCUCCUGCUGCCCCCCUCUAACCAAAACAACCUUACAUGUGAAGGAACUAAAAUGACUAAAUGCCUUUGUGCUUUGUCUCUGAGGGGAACUAGUGGAGUGGAGAGGAACAACAGCUUUUGUCCUUACGUAUACAUUACCAAGAGAGAUCCCUGAGAUCCAACCAUGGAGACUUUGACCAAAUACUCACUAAAAAGGGAUGAAGCAACCUGACAUCCUAUGAGUAGAGAGGGAGAGAAAGCGACAUGGUAGAGGUGUAGUCGUAGAGAUAACAAGAGCACAGAAGAAACCUCCUAGUACUAUCUCUGAGGACUAAUGAAGCUGCAGUUACUGUACGUUACAGUGCACUCACUGCUGACGACCGCCAAGGCUUUAGCCUAGUUUGCCGUCUUAAACCAACACCGCCUCUUUAUACAAUGUAUGUUACUCGCAAAUACUGUAUAAAAAGCCAGUUUAGUUUAGCAGGCCGUGUGUGUGCUGAGAAAGAGAGCUACGGGAUAGCUCUGUGAGCAUGUGACCUUUUCUAUUUGGUUGAUCUGAUUCUCUGUUCACGGUCUGUUUUAGUCCUAAGUAUGAUUUCUUGGUGAAUAUCAGCCCUUUUUGGAAGGUAUACAAAUAUUAAAUACUAUAUUAUACAGUAAUGGAACUUUUAAUCGAAUCCCCCAUAAAAUAAGUAUCUAUUUGGUACUUGAUUCCAUGUAGAAUCAAGGGGUAUGUCUCACAUGGCACCCUAACCCUUAUGGUGAAAUAUAGUGGCCCAGGUCAAAGGUAGUGCACUACAAAGGGAAUAGGGUGCCUUUUGGGAUGCUGCCAAGGUCCCCCCCCGUGAUAUUAAGCAAUGGAGGUAGGUUUUUGCCUACCGGAUCUGACCAGUGGUCAAUCUCAAUGGGAUCCAUGCACAUUCCUACUGUCUCGUUGGUUCUAUCACUUUAAUUCAAUGCACUUUAUACGUUGUAUGCCACGUUUCUUUAUUUAACCAUUUUGUUGUUCUUUCUUUUAUGGGACUAGUGGAAGAUAAAGGUUUAGAAACUCUUUUUUUUUAUGCGUAACGUUUUGUUCAGUGACACUAACGAACGAACGGGAGGGAGAGAGGUCGGUAACUCUUCAAGUUAGAUGGCCCAAAUGAUCCCCAUGUUCACUAAACCCUACAGUGCACCCUCCCAUAUAGUGCCCUACAUGUUAGUACACCAUGUAGGGAAUAGUGUCAUUUGAGAUUAGCCCUCAGGGUGAAUCUUCCUUGGCUGUCUGUCCUGUGCAGUCAACCUACUCAGCCUUACUACUAACCCUAACCUACUCAGUCCUAUACCCUUGAUCAGCUCCAGGUCUUCUAUAACAUGACUGACUAUGGAAUCAUUCCCUUAGACAGAGAGUAGCCCACUGCCAAUACACAGACACUCCAGUGUCAAACACUCAUAUAGAAAUGGACCUAGUUGUACUUGUUUUAGCUAGCACCUCAGACUCAAUAAUAUCACUAAAAUACAUUUUCCACCAAUGUCAAAACAUACAUAACUUGCUGUGAUAACUGGUUUAUCACAUCCAAUGUUGAACCCUUCAUUGGCGAGGGCACUGUACAGAUGCACAUACAAUCAUGUAGAUGGCUGGGAUAAUAGGCCAUGUGUUCAUGGGACCUGAGCUGUGAGGUGUGCUGAGUAGGAUGGCCAUAAUCAUUCACUUCUAACAGACUCCAUUUUGUUGAACCAAAAGUCGUCACAGAAAAGUGUUUUUAGUUGACCAGUGGUAGAAUACUGAUAGAAUAUUGGUGGCAGUGUUGAGGUCUCCCAGAGAGGAAGUAUAUUAUACAUGGAAAUGGCCCAACUUUGUUGCUAGGGAACAUUAUAUUUGAAAGAAACUGUAUACAAGGGGAGAUAACUUCUUUCCGUUUUAUUUUGUCAGGACCGAAGGUCUUAGCACACACGUUUGUGUUUUAAGGAAUGCUGUAACAUGUCAAUGCUGCAAGAUGCUGAGGUGUAUGAGAAUGAUGUGUAGGUGAGAAUCUGAUGAGGUUCGCAAAGUCUCAACCCCGAAGUCAAGGGUGAGUGGUGAAAAAAAGAUCAAGUUUAGAUGUUAUAGCUUUCAGUGUUUCCUCUUCUUCAGAUAUAUAAUGGCCAUGCAUUUUCCCCUUCAAAGCCUGCAGUGGUAGCCAUGCUGGUAGUGUGUGGUGUCAUGACAUGGCUAGCCCAGAGAUCCAGCCAAGUGAACUGCAGGGAGAUAAAGCUGGUGAUUCACUGUACAUUAGGGUUGCAUCCCAAAUGACACCAUAUUCCCUAAUAUAGUGUACUACUUUUGACCUGAGCCCUAUGGACCCUGAUUAAAAGUAGUGCACUAUAUAGGGUGUCAUUUGGGAUGCUGCCCAGGCGUAUCAGUCCCACCCAACCCAUACCUCCUGAGUACCAUAAUGAUCUCUUUUAACAUCACCUCAUGCCAGUCAUUUGGCUGGCUGAGUUCUUUCAGCCUUGUAAACUGCCACUCCCUGCUCUAAUUUCACCUCUGUCGACUGGUGUCUAAACACAAGGGUGCCAUCUGCAGGCUUGGAGAGCAAACUACAACUACUGUCUAAAAUCCAGCCAGUAGGUUACUGUACUGUAGUCCUUUAGACAUUAUUGAUGUUAACUCAGUGAGAGAAGAUUUGAAUACCGCUGUUGAACUAACUGAUGUUUAUUACCAAUGUUUGUUACCAAUUUUUAAGGACACUUCACAGUUAUAGUUAAAAGUUGAUAGAAAAUCAGUUAGUCAGUGAAUCGUCCAGUCUAACCAAUAGUCAUGUCAUUCUGAGAUAUCCCAGCGAGUAAGAUCUGAGUCUUGAUACACCAGCAUAACAAGCAAUCUUUGCUAUGACUCCACACAAACAGGGUGUGUUCUGUCUAUAGAAAUCUGCUUAUCACCUAACUUUGCACCGAAAUGCAGGUUUGGAUUGUAUCUCUUCAAACUAGUUACAGAAUUGUUUUUUCAGAUUUAUUUUCGAAAUGUUUUUUGUAUUUUGUAUUGUUACGGUGACUAAUUGUUGUUAUUGUUAUUUUCUUGUAUGUGCAAAUUUGUCAGCACGUGAGUGUUUAUGAAUGAAUGUAGGUGUGUAUGCUGAGUCCUGACCACCUCUGGUUGGGAAAACCAAAACAUGUCUUAACUGUAAAGAUAUGAAUUAAUUAAAUGUAUACAUAGUUGGGUCGUUCCACCAAUUCAGUGCCUUUUGAGAUGUGUAACUUGGUGACCUUUAUUACUUUUAUUUAAAAAAUUACUAUAUUAAGUGGCAAAUGAA